AUGCCAGACAGAGACACCAAGACCACAAUGAGCACAGAAGACACGCAUGAAAGCAAAGUCAGCAUGGAGCCUCAGGACUCGAAUCAGGAUGCACAGCCCCGAGGGCUGUUCCAUAACAUCAAGUUCUUUGUCCUGUGCCACAGUAUACUACAGCUGGCUCAGCUCAUGAUCUCUGGCUACCUCAAGAGCUCCAUCUCCACAGUGGAAAAACGCUUUGGACUGUCCAGUCAGACGUCGGGGCUGCUAGCUGCCUUCAACGAGGUAGGAAACGUGUCCUUGAUCUUGUUGGUGAGCUACUUUGGCAGCCGAGUUCACAGACCCCGUAUGAUUGGCUAUGGGGCUAUUCUGGUGGCCCUGGCAGGCCUGCUCAUGGCACUUCCACACUUCAUCUCUGAACCAUACCGCUAUGACCACAACAGCCCUGAUAGGUCACAGGACUUGGACGUUUCUCUAUGCCUGCCCACAACUUUGGCUCCAGCCGCUGCUGUCUCCAAUGACAGCUGUUCCAGCAACACGGAAGCCAAGCAUCUAACUAUGGUGGGGAUCAUGUUCACAGGGCAGCUCCUCCUCGGCAUAGGCAGUGUGCCCAUUCAGCCCUUUGGGAUCUCCUACAUUGAUGACUUCGCCCACCAUAGCAACUCACCCCUCUACCUUGGGAUCCUGUUUGCAGCAACUACGCUAGGGCCUGCCAUGGCCUAUGGGCUGGGCAGCCUCAUGCUACGCCUUUAUGUGGACAUUGACCGGAUGCCAGAAGGAGGUAUAAACUUGACCCCAAAAGACCCCCGAUGGGUGGGUGCCUGGUGGCUAGGCUUCCUCAUCUCUGUUGGACUGGUGGUACUGGCUGCCAUCCCCUACUUCUUCUUCCCCAAGGAGAUGCCCAAGGAGAAACAUGAGCUUCGAUUAAGGCGGAAGGUCUUGGCUGGUACAGCCUCCACUGUCAACAAGGGUGAGGAGCUCUCCUCUCAGCAUGAACCCUUAAAGAAAGAGACUGGAUUGGCUCAGAUUGCCCCGGACUUGACCAUAGUCCAGUUUAUCAAAGUCUUCCCCAGGGUGCUGCUGAGGAUGCUGCGCCAUCCCAUCUUCUUGCUGGUAGUCCUGUCCCAGGUGUGCACCUCAUCCAUGGUGGCAGGCCUGGCUAUCUUCCUGCCUAAGUUCCUGGAGCGCCAGUUUUCCAUCACAGCCUCCUUUGCCAACCUGCUCCUUGGCAGCCUCACUAUCCCCUUGUCCAUUGUGGGCAUCGUGUUAGGAGGUGUCCUGGUCAAGCGUCUCCACCUGAGCCCUGUGCAGUGCAGCCUCCUCUGCCUGCUGGGGUCGCUGCUGUGUCUGCUGCUCACCUUGCCACUCUUCUUCAUUGGCUGCUCUACUCAUCAUAUUGCAGGCAUCACCCGGGGCCUGGGUGCCCAGCCAGGGCCAAGCCUGUUUCCUGGCUGCUCAGAGCCCUGCUCCUGCCAACCGAAUGACUUUAACCCUGUUUGCGACACCAGUGCUCGCGUGGAGUACAUCACACCCUGCCAUGCAGGCUGUACAGGUCAUGUGGUCCAGGAAGUUCUGGGCAAAAGACAGGUUUUCUACACCAACUGCAGUUGUGUGGCAGGGGAUGGAGCAGUGUCUGCAGGUUCCUGCGAUUCAGCCUGCAGCAACCUGAUUCUGCCCUUCAUUCUCCUGAUCAGCCUGGGGGUGGCAGUGGCCAGCAUCACCCACACACCUUCCUUCAUGCUCAUCUUAAGGGGAGUGAAGAAAGAAGAUAAGAUCCUGGCAGUGGGAAUGCAGUUCAUGCUCCUGAGAGUACUGGCCUGGAUGCCCAGCCCUGUGAUCCAUGGCAGUGCCAUCGAUACCACCUGUGUGCACUGGGCCCUGAGCUGUGGGUGGCAAGCCGUUUGUCGCUAUUAUGACCAUGACCUGCUCCGAAGACGAUUCAUAGGCCUCCAGUUCUUCUUCAAAAGUGGAUCCCUGGUGUGCUUUGCCUUAGUUUUGGCCAUCUUGAGGCAGCAGAACAAAGAGGCCAGCAUGAAGGUCAUUGUGAAGAGCUCUGACCUACAGCAACAACUUUAA
Messenger RNA from Cricetulus griseus (Chinese hamster), 2052 nucleotides. The record is from RefSeq and is a predicted model, not a curated record. Lineage: Eukaryota; Metazoa; Chordata; Mammalia; Rodentia; Cricetidae.